Setaria italica (foxtail millet) is the source of this 1061-nucleotide messenger RNA. RefSeq lists its product as uncharacterized. Bases 105 to 809 code for a protein of 234 amino acids. Lineage: Eukaryota; Viridiplantae; Streptophyta; Magnoliopsida; Poales; Poaceae. The record is from RefSeq and is a predicted model, not a curated record. The transcript has a single exon.
CACCCUGACCUGACCUCUCCGUUUUCUUUUCUCCUCCUCCCUGCUGCUUCUCUCUCUACUCUCUCUCUCUCUCUCUCUCUCUCUCUGCAACCGCAUCGGUAUCCAUGGCGGCUAUCACCGGCAAGGACAAGGAGGAGCCUCUCGAGCUGAAGCAGGGAGGGAGCAAGGUCUUCUCCAAGCUGUUCACCAGGGAGAGCUCGGCCGCGGCGCCGUCCUUCCGGGUGUACUACGGCGUCGCGUCGGCGGGGUCCGUGCCCUUCAUGUGGGAGUCGCAGCCGGGCACGCCCAAGAACGACGCCGUCUCCACGGCCACCCUGCCGCCGCUCACGCCGCCGCCGUCCUACUACACCGCCAGGCAGCAGGUCACCCACCACAGGCACCACAAGUCCUCCGCCGGCGGCGGCGGCAAGAAGCACUCCAAGCAGUACAUGAGCCUCUUCAGCGCCAUCCUGCCCAAGAUCAUCCUGCACAGGCGGUCCAGCAGGUCCUCGUCGUCCGGCUCGCCCUCCGCGUCCUCCUGCUCCUCCUCGUCGUCGGCGUUCUCCUCCGCCGCCUCCUCGGCGUCGUCGCUGUCGUUCCGCAGCGCGCAGUCGCCCGCCGCCUGCUCGUCGAUGCGGAGCCGGGUGUACGCGUUCUCGCUCGGGGACGCCGCCGUCGACAGCGAGGACGAGCGGCCGCCGGCGCCGGCGUGCUUCAGCGUGCGGCACGAGAGCUUCAGGGCCUUCAAGGGCUGCCGCGUCGCCAUGACGGUGAAGAGCGCGCUGGCGUCCGUCGGCGGCCAUGGGCCCACUUCAGCGCAGAAGGUGUAAUCCCUCUCGUUAACCCCCAUCGUGGUCAUGCAUGUCGCCGCUGUUGCUUGGAGAGGUGCUUGAGCUUGAUUACUCUGCAUGUUUUUAACCGUGUGCCUUGUAUGUCUCUUUCACGGAGUAAUGUUGAAAAAAAAACUCAAGAGGAGCUUAUCAAAGUAUUAUAUAUGGUGAAUUAAGUGUGUAACAGUGUGUAAAUUAAACACAAUAAUGUAAUGAGCAUAGCAUGGUGCAUGGCUAUGUGAUUUCAGAUCC